Molecule: messenger RNA, 2514 nt
Organism: Chaetomium strumarium
Lineage: Eukaryota; Fungi; Ascomycota; Sordariomycetes; Sordariales; Chaetomiaceae
Product: FAD dependent oxidoreductase-domain-containing protein
Exons: 3
Coding region: 171-2210 (679 amino acids)
Biological process (GO): glycerol-3-phosphate metabolic process
Cellular component (GO): mitochondrion; glycerol-3-phosphate dehydrogenase (FAD) complex
Molecular function (GO): glycerol-3-phosphate dehydrogenase (quinone) activity
Source: RefSeq, a predicted model, not a curated record
CGUGAAUCGCGGCGUUGGAAACACCAGACUCCAGAGGCAUCUCCGCUGCACCUCGACGGUUGCGUCAUAUUGUGGGGCUGCCGCAAGCCAACGCAGUAUUCUCCGAGGCAUAGAAACAGCGCUUCAACCUGCCAGCAGCUUAGUUGUUCUUAUCCCACAUCAAGUCGGCAAUGUCGAGGUUCUUCAGAGCAAGGCGGUUACUACCUCCGCUCGCGGCCGCUGGCGCGGCCGGCGGUGCGCUCUACUGGGUGUAUCGCCCGCGGAAUAUCCCCGGAUACGAAAGCCCCGCGGUUCCGCCCCCUACUUUUGGCGCCGACGGCACCUUCAAGCUGCCACGCUUCCCCCGCGUGAAAUCGCGCGGCGAGCAAAUAGCGGAUCUCAAGAAGAGCGGCAAUGGGGACAAGGAGGAGGAGUAUGAUAUCCUGGUCAUUGGCGCUGGCGCAACAGGGUCCGGAGUCGCCCUCGAUGCGGCAACGCGCGGACUCAAGGUCGCCAUGGUCGACCGCGGCGACUUCGCAUGCGGCACCAGCAGCAAGAGCACCAAACUCGUCCAUGGCGGAGUGCGCUAUCUCGAAAAGGCCGUUUGGAACCUGGAUUACGCCCAGUACGAGCUCGUCAAGGAAGCGCUAAAAGAACGCACCUACUUCUUGCAGACCGCGCCGCAUCUGAGCCAUUGGCUUCCCAUAAUGCUGCCCCUGGAUCGCUGGUGGAAGAUUCCAUACUACUGGGCUGGCACAAAGGUCUACGACUUCCUCGCGGGGAGCGAGGGCAUAGAGAGCUCGUACUUCUUGACUAAGAGCAAAGCCAUCGACGCGUUCCCCAUGCUGAAGCAGACUGGCCUCGUUGGCGCUCUGGUGUACUACGACGGGGCACACAACGACUCGAGGAUGAAUGUCUCACUGGCCAUGACCGCAGCGCUGUAUGGCGCCACCGUUGUCAACCACAUGGAGGUCACGGGAUUGUUGAAAGACGAGAACGGCAAACUAUACGGUGCCACGCUCCAGGACAACAUAUCCGAGCGGGAUGGGAAGCGGACCGAAAAAUUCAACGUCAAGGCGAAGUGCAUCAUCAACUGCACCGGUCCGUUCACCGACGGCAUCAGGAAGUUGGACGACCCCAGCUGCAAGGAGAUUGUCGCGCCCGCGUCGGGUGUGCACAUCAUCCUGCCUGGCUACUACAGCCCCGGCAAGAUGGGCCUGCUUGACCCUUCAACGUCGGACGGGAGAGUUAUUUUCUUCCUGCCGUGGCAAGGCAAUACUAUUGCCGGCACCACAGACCAGCCGGCCGGAAUCUCCCGAAACCCUCUUCCGGAUGAGCAGUCCAUCCAAUGGAUCCUCAACGAGGUCAGCCACUACCUCUCCCCGGACAUCAACGUCCGCCGCGGCGACGUCCUGGCAGCCUGGUCGGGGCUGCGUCCCCUGGUCAAAGACCCCAAGGCCAAAAACACACAGUCGCUCGUCCGCAGCCACCUCGUCGAUAUCUCUGAGUCCGGCCUUGUCACCUGCGCAGGCGGCAAGUGGACCACCUACCGGCAAAUGGCCGAGGACUGCGUCGAUGCCGCCAUCAAGGCCUUCAACUUGCAGCCCAAGCCCGUUACUAACGCGCCCCGUGUAAGCGGCACCGAGGCGAUUGACGACGGCGCCAACCUCGACGGCUCCUGUCAGACGCACCGCGUGCGCCUCAUCGGCGCCCACGGCUUCAGCCGCACCCUCUUCAUCCACAUCAUCCAGCACUUUGGCGUCGAGACCGAGGUCGCCAAGCACCUUACCGAGAGCUACGGCGACCGCGCCUGGACGGUGGCGGCCCUGUGCCGCCCGACCGAGAAGCGCUUCCCUGCGCGCGGCGAGCGCAUCUCGCAACUCUAUCCGUUCGUGGACGGCGAGGUGAGGUAUGCGGUGCGGCACGAGUACGCCCAAACCGCGACGGAUGUGUUGGCCAGGAGGACAAGGCUCGCGUUCUUGAACGCGCAGGCCGCGCUGGAGGCGCUACCCAGGAUUAUCGACAUCAUGGCGGAGGAGCUGGGAUGGGACAGGAAGAGGCAGGACGUGGAGUGGAAGGAUACUGUCUCCUUCCUCGAAUCUAUGGGAUUGCCCCAGCCUAUGCUCUCGGCGACCCGGAAGCAGGUCGAACAGGGCAAGCUCGACUUCAAGUCCUCGCUUGAGUAUCGCAUGUACUCAAGGCAUGAUAAGCCAGUGGACGAUGAGCUUUAAGGAGCCGGCAGGGUCGUUCCUCGGAAAUCAGUUGGCAUAGGUGAUGGCGUUUUGUGCUAGAACGGGCACGGUUGGCAGUAUCCUUCUCCUGCAUUGGUUGACGCUGUAUCCAGUCAAUGUCUACUCCUAAUAAAACAUACUUACGGCGCCAACCCUGGAUGGUCGUCUCAAAUCGGUAUCCGGUAUUUGUUGUGAUUUCGGGUGGUGACUGUACUUUACCCCAUCCAGGAUAGCAUUGCGCUUGCAAGUGUGCCUGUCAGCCCCAGAUCUGCCUACCACAGCAUGCCAUCAUCACUGCAAGGCA